AUGACUGGCUUUUCCUCUCUUUGCAGUCAUCACCAUCCUUCCAUCCACCUCCUCCGCGGCAACAACAACAAUAAGAACAACAACAACAACGCAUCUACCAGUAAACGGCGGAAUGUCGUCGUCAUCACGAGUCAAAAAAUCGACCCGAAAUGGGGCGACGGGAGGCAAUGGGGAAAAAACAAGUUAGGAAAGAAAUUGGAACACCGAAGCCGGCUUAUUUUGGAAUACGAAGUCGCGAGAGAGUUCGUUUGGACGUUAGGGUUAUACGACGAGGACGAUUGGCGAGAUUGGGCGAAAGACCGCAGACGCGGAUGCGUGUUCAUUCCGAGAGAUCCCUGGAACGCGUACAGAAAUCGCGGAUGGAUUGAUAUGGACGAUUGGCUAGGGAGACCGUUACCGUUCGCGGAAGCGAAAGCGCUCGCGCGAGAGUUCGCGAAAGAGCGGAGGAUACGGACGCAAGCGGAGUGGUGGGCAGCGGUUGAUUCUCGGACGACGCCGAGUCGAGUUCCAGUCAGACCGGGUAUGUAUUAUAGAGACGACGGUUGGAUCGAUUACGACGAUUGGUUAGGCGUCGGUUUAGACGAUGCCAAAGAAGAAGAAGAAGAAGAAGAAGAAGAACGAUGA
Messenger RNA from Bathycoccus prasinos, 624 nucleotides. RefSeq lists its product with no specific name. The record is from RefSeq and is a predicted model, not a curated record. NCBI's taxonomy places the organism in Eukaryota, Viridiplantae, Chlorophyta, Mamiellophyceae, Mamiellales, Bathycoccaceae. The transcript has a single exon. The coding region runs from base 1 to 624 and encodes 207 amino acids.